Drosophila eugracilis is the source of this 1530-nucleotide messenger RNA. RefSeq lists its product as uncharacterized. Lineage: Eukaryota; Metazoa; Arthropoda; Insecta; Diptera; Drosophilidae. The record is from RefSeq and is a predicted model, not a curated record.
CCAUUUAUGUUUCGCCCACCAUUCCAUUCCGAAUUCGGAAUUCACAUCCACUUCCACCUCAACGACCCCAACGCCCAAGCUCAUUCUCCACACCCACUGCCACCUCGUCCCCGCAGUGCGAACAGACCCAGAGCACUUAAUCAUGCGAGUCUUGUUGCAGAUUAACUCAUUACUUAACACUUUUCCACCGACCGAAGAAGUCGACGACGACUACGACUGACGGAUGUUGAUGAGCAUAAUUGUGUGGCCACAGUGUAAAUCGGAAAGGCCGGCUAAACGGGCCAGAUGAAGACGACAACACCUACAAAUCAGCAAAAGGCUAAAGAUUUGGAUUGAUACAUUGAGAAAAUGAAAGUUGUGGUUUGUAAUUCGGAUUCUUAAUUACCUGAAAAUGAUCCUUAAAUUGCGAUUUCUUUACUUCACUUAACACCCUUCACUAUAUUCCAACUUUCUUUAAGGUUUUUCUAUUUGAUACACUUCAAACAUUCUUUUUAAAACUUUCAUUAUUAGAACUUCUUGUUUUCCCUCAGUGCAUUACCCCAUGUGGGGGCGUGUCCAUCGACAUCGAUUUGGCCUGUUGCGUGCGUUUGGGGGAAAUGUUUCAAAAUUGAUGUUCACCUUCUGCCAUGUUUGCCAACCCCCCCUUGAAAUUCGUGGGACUUUCCUGCUAAUGACUCUGAAUAUGUUUUGUUGGGCUUGUGGCAUUAACAUUCCUUUGCAGCCGAAAAAUGUCUCUCAGAAAACAGAACAUAUAUAAAUUGCGCAAUCAGGCUUAAGUAGAAUCCAUCCAAAAGUAAGUAGCUCGUCGAUGUCACUGGAAAUGGUUUGAGUUUUCUUUUUUUUUCGGGGGGAUUGGCUGGCUUGAAGUGCAUUUGCGGUUAAUUAUGCUUACAAAGAUUUUGUGUGGCAUAUUGGGGAAUUAAUAUUAAUGAUCUGCGAUGGAAAUCAAGCAAACUCCGAGGUUCAUUUGCAUAAGGAAGUCAAGAGACGUCAAUUGAGAGGAAUUGAGAAGAAGGAAGUAAAAAGAAAAUUAUAGGGGAAAGGAACAAAGUUCAACGGGUGAUGGAUUGUUAUUUUAAGUUAAGAAAAUAUCAAGAAACAAAAUAAACAAAUUUUUUAGGCAAUCAAAGAAUGGAAUAUCAAACUUGUUUUCUCAAUUAAAAAACUUAUUAUUCCGUGGCCAUAUUUAACCCACAACUUUUCAUAGCAAUAAAAUUAUUCAAAUUUUCCCAAAAAAUUUGUUAUAAUUAUUUAUUGCAACUUAAUUCAUGAACAAAUUUAUUCUGGAUAAACUCAAAGUACUCGAAAAUACUUUCCCGUUUAUUAUUUAUUGAAUUCAUAACUCAGUCGAGUUUCUAUUUCAACAGGCAGGAUUUAUGUGAUUUCUAGGCAAAAUUUACAAGCAUUAAUUGAACAAAACUCUCACGCACACACAUCGGGCCAUAUAAAAUGCGGCUGACAGACGUCAGAAUGGAGAAAUGCGUAGAUAACUACUGAGAAAUCAAAGCGAACCACUCCCGAAAACCCCCU